Molecule: messenger RNA, 1621 nt
Organism: Lolium perenne
Lineage: Eukaryota; Viridiplantae; Streptophyta; Magnoliopsida; Poales; Poaceae
Product: flavonol 3-O-glucosyltransferase UGT89B1
Molecular function (GO): UDP-glucosyltransferase activity
Source: RefSeq, a predicted model, not a curated record
CAGGCCAGUAACACCAGUGCAGCACUGCAGUCGCAUCUCACAGCAGAAGAGUUUCCCUCGCCUCCACAGCUCCACUCUCAGCUGGGAAGACGAGCUCGUUUCUAGGCCAUGUCCACCGGCACCGCGUCCUCCCGGCGGCCACACGUGCUCGUCGUCCCGUUCCCGCCGAUGGGCCACCUCCUGCCGCUCCUCGACUUCGCCCACCUCCUCUCCACCCGCCACCACGUCCACAUCACCGUCGCCGUCACCCCGUCCAGCCUCCCGCUCCUCUCCGCCUUCCUCGCAUCCACACCUCUCGCCGCCGCCCUCCCGCUCCCGCUCCCUGACCCUUCCGCUCCCGAGCACGCCGGCCAACUCGCCCCUGGCACCCACCACGCCCUCCUCGCCGCUCCCCUCUCCACCCUCCGCGGCCCGCUCGUCUCAUGGGCCCGGUCGCACAAACACCCGCCCACGGCCGUUCUCUCGGAUUUCUUUCUCGGAUCGGCGCAGCUCGUCGCCGAUGACCUCCGUGUUCCGCGGGUCGCGUUCUACGGCGUCGCCGCAUUCACCACCGCGGCGCUCGACCAACUGUGGAACGGCACGCUGCCGCUAGACCCGAACAGUCCCGCUGUUCUGAGUGCUCUCCCCGGUUCCCCGUCUUUCCCUUACGGGCACGUGCCGUCGGUGGUGAGGAGCUACGUCCCCGGCGACCCGGACUGGGAGCUCGUCCGGGAAGGGUUCCUGCUCAAUUCCAGAGCCUGGGGCGCCGUCGUGAACACGUUUGAUGCGAUGGAGGGCGACUUCUUGGAGCACCUGAAGCGGCGCCUGGGGCACGGCCGCGUGUGGGCGGUCGGCCCGGUCGCUGACCCCGGUUGCCGCGUAGGGGAGAGGCCGACGGCGGAAGCAGAGGAGCUCUUCUCUUGGCUCGCCGGUUGCCCCGCGCGUUCUGUGCUCUACGUCUGCUUCGGGAGCAUGUACAAGCCACCGCCGGCCCAAGCGGCGGCGCUGGGCACAGCGCUGGAGGCGAGCGGCGUGCGAUUCAUCUGGGCGGUGGGCGCGGACGUCGCAGUGCUGCCGGAGGGGCUGGAGGAGAGGGCUCGUGGCAUAGGACGCGUCGUGCGCGGCUGGGCGCCGCAGAUGGAGUUCCUGCGGCACGCCGCCGUGGGGGCGUUUGUGACGCACUGCGGAUGGAACUCGACCCUGGAGGGCGUCGCGGCAGGAGUGACGCUGGUCGCGUGGCCGAUGAAGGCCGACCAGUUCAUCGAUGCUCGUCUCAUGGUCGACGUGCACGGCGCAGCGGUGCAUGCCGCGGAGGGCGAGGACGACGUGCCUGACUCGACCGCGCUGGCGCGGGUAUUCGCGGGCGUUGUGAACGCAGCAGAGUUGGGUGGGCUGAGAGACAGGGUUCGCACGCUCGCCGCGGCUGCCGGGGAGGCGGUGGAGGAAGGUGGCAGCUCGUGGCUGGACUUGGAGAGGAUGGCGAAGGACCUGGAUGCCGCGUCGGGGCCGUAGGAGAGGAAACCGCCGGUGUGUAUAUCCCUGUCUGCAUGUGCGCCAUGUUUGUAUUCCCCAAUAAUAAUUGUUUGUAAUAAAGGGAUUUGCUUGCUACUUGAACUAAGUUCGUGGUCAAUUAAAUUCUACA